GUCGGGUGAUGGAAUUUAGAGAGUUGAAUGGCAAGGCCUUCUGGAAGAGGCAGCAGCAGCAGGAUCAGGCUUCAGAGUGGUGGCAGCUGCAGGAGAAACAGAUUAAGCAACACAAAGGGCAAGAGGACUCGUGGAGUGAGCCAACAAGGGACAGUGCGGGUAAUCAUCAGUAAUAAGAAAAAGUUCAAAAAGAAAUCAAAAGCUGGAACAAGGAAACAAGAGGGGUCUGAGUCUGGAUCCUCAGAGGAAUCAUCAUCAUCAGCAGCAGCAGCAGCUUCAGAGGCACCAUCUCCACCAAUCUCUAAAACCAACAAGACUAGUAGAAGACGACGACGAAGAGGACCAAAAUCGUUCCGAAGAAGAAGAACUACAUCGUCUGCGCCUGCAACAACCGCUCCAGUUGCAGCAGCAACAAGGGUUUCACUUUCAUGGCUAUCAUCUUCAGCAACAACACUAUCAGCAGCAGCAGCAGCAGCAAGAACAACUGCAGCACUUCUAUGGAAGAUUGGAUGGAGAAGCAUUAGACGCCCAAACCCAUACCCACCAGACCAAACCCCGCAAAAAGCGAUCUUACUUCCCAUCUGCAUCCCCUCCUACUACUACUGCUACUUUGGCAUCUUCUUCGGAGCAGCCGAGGGGUAUCGAAUAUGCGAGAUUGGGGGAGAAGAUGGAAGAGAGUCAGCACCACCAACCGUCGUCGAGAUUGGGGCUGAGAGCCGCCGCCGCUGCCAACGGAGGAGGAGGAGAGAUCGUAGAAGUGCAAGGAGGCCACAUUGUGCGAUCCACGGGGAGGAAAGACAGGCACAGCAAGGUCUGCACUGCAAAGGGUCCUCGCGACCGGAGGGUCCGCUUGUCUGCUCACACUGCCAUUCAGUUCUACGACGUUCAGGAUCGACUGGGCUACGACCGACCCAGCAAGGCCGUCGAUUGGCUCAUCAAGAAGGCCAAGGCCUCCAUAGACGAGCUCGCCCAGCGUCCUGCUUGGACCCCAACCACCACCACUAGCAGUGCUGCAGCUGCUCCUUCCGCCAACACUGCUACUAAUCCUGUCGACCAAGGCCACGAAGAGGAAAACAGACUUCAUUUCCUGUACAAAAGCGACGCUGCAGUAGUUGGUUCGAGUAAGAGGCCAAUGGCUGCUGCCGAGCCAGCGGGUUCUGGGUUUGGUUUUCAGCAGCAGCAGAUGAACAAUCCCAGCCAUAGCUCCAGCUUCCUUCCGCCUUCUCUAGACUCCGACUCCAUUGCCGACACCAUAAAAUCCUUCUUCCCAAUGGGCGCUGCUACAUCUUCGUAUUCCAUCAAUUUCCAGAAUUACCCACCAGACCUAAUCUCCAGAACCAGCAGCCAAGCCCAAGAUCUUCGUCUCUCCCUUCAGUCAUUACAAGACCCAAUUCUUCUCCACCAGCAGCAGCCACACCACCAUCCACAGCCUAAUCCUUCGGCCGAACAGGACCUUUUCUCUUGUUCAGCUCCUUUGGCAUUUGAUUCUACCUCCGACGCUUGGUCUGAGCAGCCGCAGCAGCAGCAGCAGACAGCGACGGACACACAAUAUCAGAGAACGGUCUCUUGGAAUGCCGGAACGGAUACAAGCAGCAGCUCAGGAGGAGGUGAAGGAGGAUUCGUCUUCCAUUCACCGCCGCUGCCGCAACCGUCUCUGGGCCAAAGCCAGUUCUUUUCACAGAGGGGACCCCUUCAGUCCAGUAACUCACCUUCAGUUCGCGCUUGGAUAGACCCGCAGAUUUCCGCCUCCGAUCAUCAUCAUAAUCAUCUGGCAGCUUCAAUCCAUCAUCGAUCGUCCAUCUCUGGCAACGGAUUUGCCUCCGGCGGAUUUUCUGGCUUCCGCAUCCCUGCACGAAUUCAAGGUGAAGAGGAGCACGACGCUGUCUCCGACAAGCCGUCCUCUGCCUCCUCUGCUUCUCGCCAUUGAGUGAACAAACUGGAAUUCUCCCUUCGCCUGGGAUUCUCUAUCGUGAUGGAGCUUUUCAUGAAACGAGCUGUGGUAGGAAUCUGUAAAGAGGAGGAAGAAGGGAGGGGAGAUUUUCGGUUUCUUGCACCAAUGGCUGACCGUGGGAAGAAGAGAUCUGUGUCACUAUGUGGAUUCAGGUUGUUUUAUCCCCGGUUAGCUUGCAUGAGUUUGUUAAUUUUAUGUUUCUAACUUUCCUGUUUAGAUGAGCUCUGUGAGCUCUACUUUGUUCAAUCUUUGUUUGAUUUCUCUGCUACUGUGAGACUUGGAAUUCUGUUUUGGAUGUCUUUCCUUAAUGUUUAGUUUUGUGAGGAAAAGAAAGACUUGUUUGUUCUAAU
Molecule: messenger RNA, 2301 nt
Organism: Telopea speciosissima
Lineage: Eukaryota; Viridiplantae; Streptophyta; Magnoliopsida; Proteales; Proteaceae
Product: transcription factor TCP4-like
Exons: 2
Coding region: 668-1927 (419 amino acids)
Biological process (GO): regulation of secondary shoot formation
Cellular component (GO): nucleus
Molecular function (GO): sequence-specific DNA binding; DNA-binding transcription factor activity
Source: RefSeq, a predicted model, not a curated record